Molecule: messenger RNA, 261 nt
Organism: Protopolystoma xenopodis
Lineage: Eukaryota; Metazoa; Platyhelminthes; Monogenea; Polystomatidea; Polystomatidae
Source: the annotation of a GenBank genome assembly
AUGAAGUUGCGAGCUUUGAGUAGUGUUGCCCCAUUGCGUUGUGAAGGUGGCUCUGGAGACGGCAGCCCCGAUGCUGGACGGGAUGGCGGAAUGGCGAGCAGUGUAAGCGCUGAAAUGGAGGCAGCCCUACGCGAGGCUGAGGAAAUGCGGCGUGAGAAGUUUGAGGCGCAGGAGGCAGAACGUGAGAGCCUUCGAAAGACAAUCAGAGAAAAGGUGGGUCCUUAUUCCGACCUGUUUUUCGUCUUGUGCAGUCUCAACUGA